CCGAUCGGUGCAGCAACGGAAAAGGAAAACUUCACCGCGGUUUCUCGACUUUAUUCAAAGUUCGAUGCGCUUUGAUUGAUUUCGGAAAACGGCUUGUGUUUUUUUGUAGUGGAUUUAAAAAAGGGGAGAAAAUAACAGCGUUUGUCAAUAUAAAUGAAGUGCAGAAAUUGAGCUGAAAGUGUGUUAAGUUGAGUGCAAAUCAUUUGCUGGCAAACGGUGAUACAUUGUCGGGCAUUAUCUCUUAUCGGGAAGUGCUAUAAAACUCAGUGAUUUUAUCAGUCAGUGUAUUCGGUGUCAGCUCGACGCAAAGGGUUCCCGUUCCAAGUGACCGAACGUGGAUGAGGCGCAUUGUUUGAAUAUACAACCCCUUUGCCAAGUAACGCCCCGUUUGAAGUUUCGGUAGCUGAUUAACUGCAGCCGUUGUCGCAUGUGGUAGCCAGGGGCCGCGAGUGCGUGUGUGUUUUUAAUUCGGAACUCAUCUCGCCUUCACUAUAAUUGCCCUUGAAGUUUGGCAUUAAUUAGCUGCAGCGCACAGAACCCGCAGUGGGUGAGCAGUGAAGCAAAAAAAAAAAAGGAAACCCUUUCACCGAACGUAAAACAGGACCACCACAGUGUGAUAAACAUAAAAGCACGGACCGAACAAUACGCCGUCCAUCCCGUCCAACGUACGAUCACAUCCUAAUCAACCGAGAACGUCACAGGGUGUCUUUAGGUUGUUUUUAUGAUUGCAUCGUGAAAUUAUUAUUACCAUAAUCAUCUGCUCGGCUCGUCGGACGAGGGACACUCCACCACACCGUCUGCAGUGUGCGGCCUGGGCGAGGACGCGCAUCACACCAGCUGGACCGGACAGACUCGGAAGGGUUCUAUUCUCUUUUCAUCGAUAGCGCACGAGUGCGCCUACCUCGACACGAUUGCGCUGCUCGACGCCAUGCCGGGUACCUGUCACCGGCUUCGGAUACCAUCGAUCGUCUCCAGCCGCUCGUCCAAGAGUGGCGUUGGAGCGUCGUCCUCCUCAUCCUCGUCUUCGGCCGGUGUAUCCGCCGGACCCUCGAUUGCCGAUGACGAGGAUCUGUUCGGAUGCGAGGGUGGCUUGCCCUCGUCUCCACCGGCCACGGUCAAGAAGGAACGUCAUCGGGUAACGAUGAUGGGUGCGGCACGCGUUGGCAAAUCAUCCAUCAUCUCCCAGUUCCUGUACGAGAAGUAUCUGUCCCGGUACAAGCAAACGAUCGAGGAGAUGCAUCGCGGCGAGUACGAGCUGCCGGAUGGAUCGAGCCUGACACUGGACAUCCUGGACACGUCCGGGUCCUACCAGUUCCCGGCCAUGCGGGCGUUGUCGAUCAACACCAGUGGAGCUUUCAUAUUGGUUUACGCGGUGGACGAUGAGGAAACCUGGAACGAGGUGGAGCGAUUGCGGGAACAGAUUAUCUCCGUACGAGGCACCCGAGUACCGAUCGUGAUCGUCGGCAACAAAGCAGACGUUCCCGAGGAGCAACGCCAGAUCCCGUUCAAGGUGGCACGCUCCCGGGCCCUGCUCGAAUGGGGCUGUGGAUAUGCCGAAUGCUCCGCCAAGAACAACGAAGGCAUCCUGACCGUCUUCAAGCAGCUGCUCCGGCAGGCCAACAUCGAGUACAACCUGAGCCCUGCCGUGCGCCGUCGGCGAAAGUCACUUCCGAGCUACACCGGCGGCACUAACCCGGCACGGGCCAACUCUGCCAAGUAUUAUCUCAAGCGGCACUCCUGCUCGGUACAGUAAAGCCAGCUUCAAACCCUUCGAGGGACUUGUAUGUCACCAAGGACAAAAUUCAAAACACAACGAUAGCUCCCGAUUGCAAAAAGCGGAGCGCUGAUGACGUGCGGGGAGUAUUAGUGUCCACUAGGUUAAGCAAAAUUGGCAAAGAAAACGGGAAUGACGACUUACUCCACAUGCUCUACAGGAGUUGGCGUUGCGUUGGAUCGGUUUCAACGGUGAGUGACAUAUUUUGGGGCACGCUUUUCUUAACCGCGCAUUUGCCAUUUACAAACCAGAUCGCAACCAGAGUACAUACACCAGUAUUGCAUGGGCUUCAGUUUGACGAAUUUACAUGUUUUCUGGGGCGCACGUACGCCGGCGUAUUUUGAAUGGGGAAAAAAAUUGUUGUUUGUAUUUCAAAUUUAGCGAACUCAAGAAAAAGAAAACAUUAAUCAAAAAGACUAGUUUUUUUACGCAUAUACCUUUGGCUAUACAUGUAUAGGAGUGUAAAUGGGACGGACGAAAAGAGGGAAAGAAAAUUAAGCAAAUCCAAACAAGCAACCACCCCGUUUGCUACUGUGUAUUUGAUGUCAGAAACAGUCCCUUAAGCAAAUCAGAAUAUAAUUGUAACCAAAGGCAAACCAGUACGGCUGGGCGGAAUCGAAUUGUGACCAAAAUACUGCGUUUGAUACUCAGAAAAUCAAGAUUGCCGACGAAGGUGGGACAGAUUUGUUGACAGAUUUGGGUGCGCUGAGGUGAGCUGAGGUGACGUGGCAGUGAGUGCGCUUAAAGCUUAAAGCUUAACGAAAAUGGCAUCUGUUUUCCGUUGUUUGUUUGUGUCUGCUGUGAGAAGGAUAUAUAAUCGAAGUGCUUUGCACGCUUUCGGGACAGGAACGGGGUCACGUCACGCGACGGAAGCCAGGCUAGGUGGUAAACUUCUGCUGCCCGAGGCGUACGAACGAACGAACGUAUUUUGAAAACCUGCGUAUGAUACUUUUAUGCUGAAAUAUACAAUAAUAAUACAAAACCAACAUACGCUAGACGUUAUGGAAUAUACAUACACAUGGAAAAUAUUAAAGUCUUAUACAA
This is a messenger RNA of Anopheles stephensi (Asian malaria mosquito), 2818 nucleotides long. Its product is annotated as ras-related protein Rap-2b-like. The record is from RefSeq and is a predicted model, not a curated record. Gene Ontology annotation, molecular function: GTPase activity; GTP binding. The coding region runs from base 929 to 1753 and encodes 274 amino acids. The transcript has 3 exons. NCBI's taxonomy places the organism in Eukaryota, Metazoa, Arthropoda, Insecta, Diptera, Culicidae.